This is a messenger RNA of Brachypodium distachyon (stiff brome), 2845 nucleotides long. RefSeq lists its product as uncharacterized. Lineage: Eukaryota; Viridiplantae; Streptophyta; Magnoliopsida; Poales; Poaceae. The transcript is spliced from 3 exons. The record is from RefSeq and is a predicted model, not a curated record. Gene Ontology annotation, molecular function: protein binding. Bases 205 to 2229 code for a protein of 674 amino acids.
UAUCAAGAUCUGGCUUGCAUAGUACAGUAGUACAAUAAUAUCCAAAUGCAUAAUAUUCCAACUUUGGCACAAGUUGACCUCAUUCAGAAAAAAACAUACUCCGGGCCAGAUUUGGGCUAGUCCAGCGGUCAUCACUGAGCAAAUGUUAAAGCGGCGCGGCGCCGGGGUGUUGGCUGGAGAGUGGCGAGCCGCCGAUAGCAGAGAAUGGCAACGGAGUUCGAUUCCGGCGGCGGCUCGAAGAGGCAGCGGACAGAUGAGGAAGGGGAGCAACCGCAGCGAGACGUGGAGGAGGCAGAGGAAGACCACAUCUCGACCCUGCCGGAGGCGCUGCGGCUGCACAUCCUCGCGCUCCUCCCUUUCAAAUCCGCCAUCCGCACCGGCGCGCUCUCCACCCAGUGGCGCGCGCUCUGGACUUACCGCUGGCCGGCGCCUUCCUCCCUGGAAUUCCGCGUCCCCGUCCAGCAGGAAUCCUCGCGGCAGCUCAUGGAAGCCAUGGAGCGGCGCGGGGUGCGGCGCCUCGACCGGUUCUCCCUCUCGCUCCAGAUCGGCGGGCUCAACCCCGAGGACUUCCGCCGCUUCCUCGACUACGCUGCCGCCUGUUCUGUCGCGGACCUCGACGUCCACUUCUCCGGCGCAAACGAGGUCUCCGGCCGCGCCUUCAACUUCCGCCUGUCGCCGGGCAACCCGCGCCUCGAGCGCCUCUCCCUCGGCGGCGUCUGCGUCGGCCUCUCCGACUCCUUCUGCCCCGAUACCCGCCCCUACUCUGCCCUCGAGGCCAUCCACCUCCACCGCGUCACCGUCUCCGACGUCACCAUCUUCGACAACACCGUCUUCGACCUGGUCGCCGCAUGCCCCGUCCUCAGCACCCUCGAUUUACGCUACUGCAAAGGACUGCGGGGCCGCGACUACUUGCCCACCGGGACUAACCUGAAGAGCGUCACCGUCGCGGAGUGCAAAUACGUCACCGACGUUAUGAUCCGUGAGGAGGACGCCGGCCUCCUCCGCUCCUUGCGCUACAGCGGCGGCUACCUCAACGCCAACCUAAUCCCGACCAUCCUUGACGACCUUUACCUCUGCUUCGGGGGACCUGACCGCAAACGCUCGGGACCCUCCAUAUGGAUCAGAACAGACGAUGGAGAAUUGAGGCUCUGCAAGAUGAGUUGUCUUGAUGCACUCAUCAACUGCUCUAACCUCACCGUGCUUACCCUCUGCAGCAGUGCCCUACGGAGAGUUUCUGGCAAGGCUCGUGCCAAAUCAGUAGCUGGAAAUGCUGCCUUGUGCCAGUUAAGGAAUUUGAGAGAGGUGCAGCUGCUGAUGUUUGCAAUGUACAACGAAAAUCUAGGCCACAUUAUGGAUUUCCUCAUGAUAUGCUGUAGUUCUCGAUUGGAGAGACUAUUUGUGCAGCUUCCAACAAGGACUGAUCAAUAUAAGCCAUACGAAGAACCAUCAGAAUCAGAGGAAGAUAGGUCAGAUUCAGAGGAAGUGGUGUCAGAGGAAGAUGAGCUAGAGGAAGAGCUGUCUGAGUCUGAGGGAGAAGAGUCCGAUGAAGAUCAAUCAGAACAAGAUGAGUUAGAGGAAAUGGAGUCAAGGGAAAAUCACUCAAAGUUUGACGCAUCAGAGGAAGAGGUAUCAGAGGAAUGUCACCCAAAGGAAGACGCAUCAGGGGAACAGGGGUCAGCGGAAGGUCAAUUAAAGGAAAAUGGUUCAAAGAAAGAGCUGUCUGAUGGAGAGCAAUCAGAACAAGACGAAUUAAAGGAAAUGGAGUCAGGGGAAAAUCACUCCAAGGUUGGUGCAUCAGAGAAAGAGGUGUCAGAGGAAUAUCAUUCAAAGGGAGACAAAUCAGAGGAACAGGGUUCAGCAGAAGAUCAAUCAAAGGAAGAUGGGUCAAAGAAAGAGCCAUCUGAUGUAGGGCAAUCAGCAGAAGAGCCACUAGGGGAUGGCUGUGAAAACCUUAUGUCGCUCAAGAUGGAGAAUUUUAAGGGCCGCCACAAUGAGAUGCGGCUAGUAAGCUUUGUGCUAAAAAAGUCAGCCAGACUCAACCAAUUGAUUCUAUUUACUCCCAGCGGUCACCUAGAAGGGCUUCAUAAGGAUCAUCUGAAUACAUCCGAGUUUCUUGAAACCAAACUGCUGCCUCUCGAAAAGGCUUCUCCAAAUGCUCAGAUAAUUGUCAGUGAGCCUGAUGAUACUGCAGUCCAGCCAUUGCAUUGGGAGACCUUUGUCCAGGUUUAAUUAUUUGUCAACAGUGUGAACUUUUGAUCAGAUGAUUUUAGAUUAAAGUUUGCACUUUGGGUAAGAUGAAGUGUAAUCUAAUCGUCAAGAUUUGCAUGAUUGUCUAAUUUUGUAGUCCAUGAAAGAUGAGUGACACAGGGCUUGAGGCCUUAUGUCAUGGCCUUUUACUUGAGACUUUCAAAUGUCAUGUUUACAAUCCGUAUGAAGCAUUGUUGUCAUGUUGGUGUUGAGCUGAGAACAAACUGCCGAUAUAGUAAGCGUUGUUGGUUUUGUUUUUAUAAGGACAAACUGAUCGGGAUUCAGUGUAGCAGUUCUACAAGAAUGUCUUGUGAAAAUAAGAAAAAUGGAGGUUAGCUUGCAGAGUGGCUUUCAUACUGGGUUCCUAUUGUGCAUUUUUCCCUGUGGAUCUUGAUUAGUUCCUUCCUUUUCCCUCGACAUUGGUUGCAGAGUGCCUCUGAUGUUUUGUUCUCAUCUGCGUGAAUUGAGAAGACUUAAAAGGACUUAAGUUUAAGCAUGUAUGGUUGUAUAAGUUACGGAACCCUUUGGCUUUGACAGUCUUGAGAUUCUUUGUUUUUAAAUUAUGCAUGUCCUCUAUAAUCAUGUAAAAAUAAGCUUA